UUUGGUUUUGAAACUCCAGUUCGCCGUAGAAAAGGGAAUUUUCUAACUUUUUUGUGGAUUUUGUGAUAAAAUAAAAGUGGAAAGAGUAAAUUAGAGUCAUUUGUAACUUCCGCCGUCGUUCGCGUUGUACAAGAAGCCCGGCAAAGUCAAUAAUGGACGCCUUGAGUGUGAUCGAGAAACGCUUGGAGCACCUGAACCAGCUGCUUGGACCGCUGCCAACCGAUGAGGGCCAGUCGGAAAACCUGACCGAGGCCAUCCUUUCGGCAGCGUCGUUUCUGCCGUCCGCCAGCACCGGACACCUAUCUGAUGGGGCGGCCCGAAGUGCAAUUCUGGAGUCGUUUAAGCGAAAGGACGAACUAGAAGCAUACCUCGAUCCGGCAUUCAUAGAGGAGAAGCAGGACAUCAAGGCGAAGGAAAUGUACAUUAACACGAUAGCCAACGAUCUGGCAGGAACGUUCGAGACGCUGCAGAAAAUCAAAACCCUCGAACCGACUCUCGGGGCGGAGUACUUCCGCAACCUUCCCGACGUGAGCGACCAGCUGAAGGCGAUGAACACGACGAUGGCGGAACAGAAGCAGGCCAACGAAUUGCUCGAGGAAAGCCUCGUGAUUGCGAUGCAGCGCUAUGGCGAGAUUCAGGCAGGGAUUAAAGAUUCGCUCAAAGGCAUGACCGAUCGCUUGGACCAGCUGGAAGAACGCUUGGCGCAGAAGAAAAAGGAAGACAAGGACAUUUAAUGUAAACGGAGGGUUAAACGCUUUUUUUUGUAAGGAACCAUCUGCGAUCAUGUCACUAAACUAUUCCUACUCGCUUAUCUAAUAAUAAAACAACCUUUAUUGAAGCUUUGA
This is a messenger RNA of Anopheles darlingi, 845 nucleotides long. RefSeq lists its product as uncharacterized. The record is from RefSeq and is a predicted model, not a curated record. Gene Ontology annotation, cellular component: dynactin complex. Gene Ontology annotation, biological process: cytoskeleton-dependent cytokinesis. The coding region runs from base 153 to 734 and encodes 193 amino acids. The transcript is spliced from 2 exons. NCBI's taxonomy places the organism in Eukaryota, Metazoa, Arthropoda, Insecta, Diptera, Culicidae.